AUGUAUCUAAAAUAUUCAACAAUAAAAAGAAAAAUUACCCGUACGCUUUUCCUUCGGCACGUCGAGCGUGCGCUGAGCCUCCUGAGUUCAACAGUUUGGCUUCAUGCGGCAGUUUUCCCGCUUCUACUGCCCGGAAAAGUCCGCGAAAACAUCGAAGAAAACUCGAUCACACAAUGGGCGAUUUCCAAACUUGCAACGGCUCGUAAAAACACUACAAAUGCAGUACAAUCUAACUUUGUUCAAAAUCUCCCUGCUGAACCACUUUUCCGAUUCUUCUGUGCUGAAUUUCUCCGAUUCCGAUCUUCAAGCUAUAUUGGAACAACGAUUGAAUAAAUCGCCGUCGCCCGCUGCCGCCGACGGGACCUUGGAGUUCGAGUGCGGGGGCGCGGCCCUGUGGCGGCUCACCGCCACCUACUCGGCCCACUACCACGUCUACACGUCGAUCCUGGUGUGCGCCUUCGGCAGCAUCGCCAACUGCUUGAACAUCGCCGUGCUGACCCGCAGGGAGAUGUACAACGCGCCCGUCAACCGCAUCCUCAGCGCCCUCGCCGUCGCCGACAUGCUCCUGAUGCUCGAGUACAUCCCCUUCGCCUAUUACUAUCACCGCGAGAAGGGCCGCAAGGACUUUUACUAUUACGGCGCCGUUUUUAUGUUGUUCCACAUGAACUACAGCCAGGUGUUGCACACGGUUUCCAUUUGCUUGACGCUCAGUUUGGCCAUUUGGAGGUUCUUAGCUAUAGGAUACCCGGAGAGGAACCACACUUUAUGCUCCGAAACGAGAUGUUCACUAGCCAUUGGAAUCUCCUAUAUUCUACCAUUAUUCCUCUGCAUACCGAGUUACUACAUCUUCGAAAUAUCCUCGGUGGAUAUAAGAGAAAACGAGCAGAAAUUCACGCUGUACCACACCGAUUUAAAAGAAACCCUAAAAAGCGAUAAAACGCUACUGAAACUAAAUUUCUGGCUGUUCGCCGUGCUGAUCAAGCUCCUGCCCUGCGUCAUCCUGACCCUAAUAAGUGUUUGGUUGAUACGGACGUUGUUCAACGCGAGGAAAAAGCGGCAGGUGUUGCGCGGCUACGAUUCGUUUCCGCUGGCGGAGCGCGGCAGGAGAAAACCGCGGAGGUCGGAGCGCCGAUCGGACAGGACCACCAAGAUGCUGGUCGCCGUUCUGGUCCUGUUCCUCGUCAGCGAGUUUCCGCAGGGCGUGUUGGCCCUGUUCGUCGGCUUCGAGGGGCACGAUUUGUUCCUCAAGUGCUACCAGCGCUACGGCGAGGUGAUGGACAUCAUGGCGCUGACCAACGGCUCGAUCAAUUUCAUUUUGUAUUGCUGCAUGAACAGGAUGUUCAGGUCGACGUUCCGGCAGCUGUUCAGGCCGAGGAUUUUGGACAAGUGGACCGGGAAUUCGUCGGUUAUUCACACGACUGUUAAACGGGACGAUUUCAACUACGUUGUAGAAUUGACCAGACUAUAA
Messenger RNA from Phyllotreta striolata, 1468 nucleotides. The record is from the annotation of a GenBank genome assembly. NCBI's taxonomy places the organism in Eukaryota, Metazoa, Arthropoda, Insecta, Coleoptera, Chrysomelidae.